Colletotrichum karsti is the source of this 1854-nucleotide messenger RNA. RefSeq names its product kinesin motor domain containing protein. The coding region runs from base 1 to 1854 and encodes 617 amino acids. The record is from RefSeq and is a predicted model, not a curated record. Gene Ontology annotation, cellular component: microtubule; spindle; kinesin complex. The transcript has 4 exons. Gene Ontology annotation, biological process: microtubule-based movement. NCBI's taxonomy places the organism in Eukaryota, Fungi, Ascomycota, Sordariomycetes, Glomerellales, Glomerellaceae. Gene Ontology annotation, molecular function: ATP binding; microtubule binding; microtubule motor activity.
AUGAUGGACGACUAUCAAAUCAAGCAUACACCUUGGUACGAGGCCUCAGUCGCCGCCUUCGCUGCUAAAGCUGCCAAGCAAGAUUCAGCGAACCCCGAAGACCCGGAUGCGACCUCAAAUCCGGACAUGGUGGUCGCGGCCCGGCUCCGGCCCAUUUUAGAGGAUGAGGCGUCCGCCGGUCUCAUCCGCGGGGUCUUUACCCGGACCAGUGCGCGCGGUGCCGUAGAUGUUCAUCAGAUCCGAAAGCACGUCAAGCCCCACGGCCCUCCAAGUCUUGUCUCAAGUUCAGUCCGUUUGGAUCGCGCAUAUGGCCCAGAGGAUGCAACUGAGCGAAUCUAUGAAGAGCUGGUUGAACCAUUGGUUCCUUGGGCCUGGAGCGGCGGCGUCAGCACCAUGUUUGCUUAUGGUCAGACCGGUUCCGGCAAGACCUUCACCGUCAGCGCCAUUGAGCGUUUGGUCGCUGAGUCCUUGAUGAGGGAAGAUCUCCAGGGCAAGCGCAAGGUGUAUGCUUGUAUCAUCGAACUGGCGGGGAACCGCGCAUUUGAUCUUCUGAAUUCACGCAGACCAAUCUCCGUUCUUGAGGACUCUUUCGGUGUCACCCAGUUGGCCGGGGCCCUCGAGUUCGAGGUGACCGAAGCGAGUACUCUGCUAAACCUCAUUGAGAAAGCAGCAACAUACCGCCGCACAGCAGCAACUGAGAAGAAUGACGCAUCAUCUCGAUCUCAUGCGAUUUGUCGUAUCCGCAUCGAAAACCCAGUCAUGCCAGCGGCUGAAGAUGGACUUCUCUAUCUGAUCGACCUGGCGGGUUCCGAGGCAGCACGGGAUAGAGCUAAUCACACGGCCGACCGAAUGAAAGAAGCUCGUGAGAUCAACACGAGUCUUUCGGUCCUGAAAGAUUGCAUUCGGGGCAGAGCAACGGUUGAUGCAGCGUCCAUGAAUGGGAAGGUGAAGAAGCCCACGCACAUUCCCUUCCGCCAAAGCUCUCUCACCAAGAUCUUGAAGCAUGUCUUCGAUCCCGCAAGCCGCCGCAGUUGCAAGACAGUGGUCAUAGCAUGCGUGAACCCAAGUCUUCCCGAUGCUUUUGCGGGGAAAAACACGCUCAAGUAUGCCGAGAUGCUCAGAGUACUCUUACCUAAGGCCAAGCCUUCGGUGUAUGACUCCGAAACACCUUUCACCUGGACCAACGAGCAAUUGAGAGAUUGGAUCAAUACUAAUUCCGGUAAUCCUGUGAUCUCGGGCAAGUUGCUGGCCCCUUCAGAGACCGGCGCCCAACUGCUCCGCCUUCCUACGCCAGAGUUCCUCACUCGCUGUCUCAAGACCCCAGAUGUGACGCCCGACCAAGCUCGCGCAUUUCAAUCCAAGUUUUGGCGUAUGCAUAUCGACUCGCAAAAAUCAUCUGCCAAGCUCGCCGACUCUAAGAUUGACGAAGCACCUAAGGCUAAAGCUCAGGACACGGCUUCAAGGAACCAGCGACUGGCAUCUAGUGUUGAUCUCGACCCGGACUCCGCAGAAGUUCCUUUCAAGGAGCGCAUUCGUCCCGGUAUGGUAGUCCGUUGGAGCCCACCGCCUGGCUUCUCCGGUAUCUUGGAAGGGUUGAAUAUGGUGGUUAUUCUUUGCCCUCAGUUGGUGGCUGGGCCCAAUGCACGGGACCUCGAUGGCAACCUGGUGCUUCGUGAAAAUGGUUUCGAAUCUCAGGGACAGAAGUAUCUAUGUGCGAUGGUUCUUCCCGGAUUCAUGGCUGAUUCAUAUGAAAUCAGCAUGUGGCGACAGGUCGUGGUAGGCGUUGACCAAAUGGAGGCGGAGGUAUUGCUCGAGUACGAUUCAGCAACAAGAUACUACCAUGUGACUCUAUAG